Mugil cephalus (flathead mullet) is the source of this 10461-nucleotide messenger RNA. It is a transcript of the gene pik3r2, whose product is annotated as phosphoinositide-3-kinase, regulatory subunit 2 (beta). The transcript has 16 exons. The record is from RefSeq and is a predicted model, not a curated record. Gene Ontology annotation, cellular component: phosphatidylinositol 3-kinase complex. Bases 845 to 3058 code for a protein of 737 amino acids. Gene Ontology annotation, molecular function: 1-phosphatidylinositol-3-kinase regulator activity; protein binding. NCBI's taxonomy places the organism in Eukaryota, Metazoa, Chordata, Actinopteri, Mugiliformes, Mugilidae. Gene Ontology annotation, biological process: insulin receptor signaling pathway; phosphatidylinositol phosphate biosynthetic process.
GCUCUUCAUAUUAGUUCCCACGCACACUCUCUUUCCCUGCGCCGUGCUGAGCUGGAAAUGGCUGUGGGUAGGAGCGCAGAGUUAUGAACGGGAAAAGAAAAGAAAGGAGCGAGAGAAGGACUACGCAGCGAGAAGUGAACCAAAGCUUUGCCACAAGUUUUAUUCGCACCGUGACGCCGUCGUUUGCAGAUAGUACGCCGCGCGGACCCCGGGUGCUACUUUUAAGCGUUAAAGCUCCGGAGCCAGAAGUGAGAAGAGUCAAGAAAUAUCCGCGGGUCGGUGGUAAUUCCUGUCCAGAACGUGUGGUAGAUCUGUGAGAACUGAAGAGGAUUAAAGACCGUCCCACUCUGCGUCCUCCAAUCAGGCCACUCGAUUUGACCGUAGAGAGCAGGCGACGCGGGGCCCUCGACUGACGAAAAUCUUUUACCAGGCUGCUCCAGUGGCACCCAGCCAGCCGGUUUUUGCUGCUUGAAAGAGCAUGUUGCCAACGCUCUCCCUCUGCUCCAUCAUCUGGCUCAACCGGGGUAUCAAGCUGAGGAAAGUGCACCAGUCCACCAACACCGGUCAGGUCUGAAUCCGCUGCCGCCGUGAGACGCAACUGCAGCGAAACACUACCGUACCAACUUUUAAAAAUGCUCCUAAGCUUCGGAUGACUUCCCCUCCUUCCCUCGUCCCCGUGACCCACUAAGCCAUUGUACCCACACCAGACUUUAGUGACUCAACGGCCAGUUUGGUUUCCGAGGAGGAUUUCUGUCUAGCUGAACCCUGUUGUUACUGUGGGACUCGGGCCGCAUCAUCUAAUCCUCUGUUCGGUGGCCAUUUUACUUUUUGCCCGGGCAACAAAAUGGCGGCGGAAGGUUUCCAGUACCGUGCCCUCUACACGUUUGCCAAGGACCAGGAGGAGGACUUGGACCUGCAGCCUGGAGACCUUCUGACGGUCAGCAAGGCUUCUCUGACGUCCAUGGAGAGCUACCAGGAGGGCUGUGUGGAGCACCCCGAGCGGCUGGGCUGGCUCCUCGGGUACAACGAACGCACCAAGCAGAGGGGCGAUUUCCCCGGGACGUAUGUCGUGUACGUUGGGCCCAUCAAGAUGGCGCUCCCAUCCAGCCAACCGAGGUCCCAGCGACCGCUCCCGGCUGCUCCUUCAACAGAGUUGUGUCAAGCUGUUUCUCUGCCAGACCUGAGCGAGCAGUUCACACCACCAGAGACGGCUCCCCCGGCCCUCGUCGACCUGAUCCAAGCCAUAGAGAAGAGAGGUCUGGACUGCAAGGCGUUGUAUCGGACCGCCGGCUCCCCGGGUUCAGACAGCCCCGUCUACAGCCUCAGCUCCGAGGGUGAGAUGAGUGAGAGGGAUGUAGGUUUUCUGUCUGAGAGCGUCCUGCACUACCUGAGAGACAUCCCAUCCCCUGUCAUCCCUGCCUGUGUCUACCCUCACCUUCACACUGCUGUCACGCAGCAGCAGCAGCAGGUCCUACAGCAGUCAGCAGAUGGGGCAGUAGCCGGCAGCCACGACAGAGAGGUGAGCCUGGUGCUCGAGAACUCCACCACCGUCCCUCUCCAUCACCGUCUCACCCUGCAGUACCUCCUCACACACCUGGCUAAGGUCACCAAGGCACAGGCCAGCAACGGCCUGGACACACACACACUGGGAAAGGUCUUUGGCCCACUGCUGAUACGCACAGGCCCCUCCAGCCCUGGGUUGUCUACAGAUGAGGAUUUCCCUGCCUUGGUUGUUGAGAGGCUGCUGAUAGAGAGAACCACAGAGCAAGACCUCACUCCUCCAGUUCUCCCAGCAAAACCAGCAAAGUCAAAAAUGACACCAUUGGCCAUGACGGAGACGAGCAGCCUGUUGAACGAUGCAGAGUGGUACUGGGGAGAGAUUUCCAGAGAGGAGGUGAACGAGAAACUGCGAGACACUCCAGACGGCACCUUUCUGGUUCGAGAUGCCUCAAGUAAACUGGAGGGCGAGUACACUCUCACCCUCAGGAAAGGAGGGAACAACAAGCUCAUCAAGAUCUAUCACAGAGACGGACGCUACGGUUUCUCAGAGCCUCUGAGUUUCCUGUCUGUGGUGGAGCUCAUCAAUCACUACCGCCAUGAGUCCCUGGCCCAGUACAACGCCAAGCUGGACACCAAGCUUCUGUUUCCUAUCUCCAAAUACCAACAGUUGGUGAAGGAGAACAGCAUAGAGGAGGUGGGAGAACAGCUGAAGGUCUAUCAUGAGCAGUACCAGGAGAAGAGCCGCGAGUACGACUGUCUGUACGAGGAGUACACACGCACCUCACAGGAGCUGCAGAUGAAGCGCACAGCCAUCGAAGCCUUCAAUGAGACCAUCAAGAUCUUUGAGGAGCAGUUUGAGACCCAGGAGCGAUACAGCAGAGAGUCUUUGGAGCGGUUCCAGCGUGAGGGCAACGAAAAGGAAAUUCAAAAGAUCCAGAGCAACUCGGAGCGUUUGAAGUCUCGAGUGAAGGAGAUCCACGACAGCAAGCGUAAGCUGGAGCAGGACCUGAGAGAGCAGGUGUCUGACAACAGAGAGAUUGACAAGAAGAUGAACAGCCUCAAGCCGGAUCUCAUGCAGCUUCGCAAGAUCAGAGACCAGUACCUGAUAUGGUUGACUCAGAAGGGAACGAGGCAGAAGAAGAUCAACGAGUGGCUCGGCAUAAAGAACGACGCUGAUGACUCGUACUCACUGGAGGAGGACGAGGGCUCACCCCACCACGAUGAGUGCACCUGGUACGUGGGUGACAUCAAGCGCAUCCAGGCCGAGGAAAUGCUGAGAGACAAAUGUGACGGAACCUUUCUCAUCCGUGAGAGCCAAUCACAGAAGGGCUCCUACGCCUGCUCUGUAGUUGUGGAGGGUGACACCAAGCACUGCGUCAUCUUCAAGACAGCCACGGGUUACGGAUUCGCCGAGCCCUACAACCUGUACUCGUCCCUCAAAGACCUGGUGCUCCACUACAAAAACGUCUCUUUGGUCCAACACAACGACCAGCUGAAUGUAAACCUAGCCUACCCAGUCCUGGCACGCUCUCAGAACCAGAACCAGCACCCCAGAUGAAUCAUCCACCAGCAGUGUAGGACACCAACCCGGGUGUGGAAACUAAACGUUCACUCGCAUACAUUCUGAGGAGGGGAAAAAAAAUCAAAAAAAAAAACUUCUGGACAAUGCUUGUUCAUGUUUUCAAAGCGGCAGGUAAAAAAAAAAAAAUUAUAAACGAUAACGUGUUUUUAGCUGGAGACUGGUGCUACUUUGCCACACUGACCCCAGUCCAGCAGGGAGGACUCCUUGCUCACAGCAUGGCUUCAUAAUAAGCACACUACUACUGAUAACGAAGCACUGUACAGUCGUCCUGGCUGUUACAGUUGUCAGCCGAGACUGUACAGUGUCAGUUAUGGAAAAAAAAAACAAAAAACGGUGUGAAACAUUCACAAGAAAACACAUUUGAUGAGCAGACCUAAUGUGUUCGAGAAGACAAAAUAAGCACACGUCAAUAUUUUUUUUUUUUUGUCAAGAUCGUGGUCAGGGAUGCUCAGAUGAUUGGAACAUGUAGAGGAGGCACUUUUAUUUUUUUUUUGCCUUGAACAUAAAUGUCCAUAGACAAAGGCCCGAUCUGUCACCCCCAGACUGCCUGCAAACUCUCUGUAGACAAAAGCCUGAGCUGUCAUCUGCUGAAAGGACUGGCUUGGCUAAACAAGGCUGUUGGCUUCACACCUAAAGGCGGCUGCGAAACCGCGGAAGAGAGUGUCGUGGCGGGGGGAGGGAAGGGGAGGGGGGGGGGCGUGUUGAUAUUUUAGGGGUUUUAAGAAGAUGGAUCCGAUUUAAAGCUUGCUUAAGUGCCAUAGUAAUAGCUUUGAAUGACCACAAGCCUGUGUCACAAGAACAAACAAAAACGGGGGGGGGGGGCACGUUGAGUUGAAAGAAGUAGGGAACGAACGUCUGUCGACAUAGACAAAGCUACAGCUUUAAAAGUUACACACAUAUAGGUAUAUUUUUAUGAAAUGAUCUUUAUUUCCAAGCGCUUGGGCUUGUUGCUCUCCCUCAGCGGGUCUUCUCCUUUUGUACUGAUGAGGUACAACACACAGUAAACGCUGUGGAACAGGAUGUGGCGCAUGGUACGUGUUUGGUGUAUUGUGAGUAGAGAAAUAUUUUUAAUCACAAUACACUAGAUGGAGAGGUACGCGGACACAUGCGGUUCCACGUGAUUCAGGUUUCCUUCGAAUGGAAAUGGUGGAAAGACUCCUGCGUCGGACGUCUCUUUGUUUUUUAACUUCUUCCUUCCUUUUUUCAUCCUCUUUAAUACUGUAGCACCUGUAGCCAUUGACUUAAGGCACUGUUAGUGCUCCUCUUACGUGUCCUGUUCCUAUACGCUACAGACACUUGCAGAGCAUCGACCUUCGUGAUUAUUGUAUCUUGGGUACUGUAUUUUGCUUCAUCUCUAGUUAGACUGUUGUCGUGGUACAGUGUCCUUGCGGAUGUUUAUCGUCGUUUUUAUUUCGUGCAGAUUUACCCACGGUACUGCUUCUCCCUCGCGCUUGACUGUUCAUUUCACCACGAGCUUGACUGACAGAGCUGUAGAACAUUGAUGUACAAACAACAACAAAAAGAAAAAAGAAAGCAGUAAUAUAACUCAUGUACAGUAUAUUUCAGACACACAUGCAGUCGGUGUAUGUGACUAUACGGUUUCAUCGCUGUGUUAUUUUAUGUUUGCAGAAUAUUUGCUAUGCUGUUAGAUUCUGCUUCAGGAUGCAAGCGUCCAACUAAUGUGAGCCAAAUGAAGGAUGACUUUUCAUGUAGCAAGAAGAAAAAAAAAAGAAAACAGAUCAGUCCUUUAGCCGCUGAGCGUGGCCUCUGUGGUCUGAGAGAUUAUCCAGUACAUUAUGCAUGGAGUCCUUCAUUUGGGUUGUUGUUUAUCUUCUUUUACUUGGACUAGUAGUUGAUAAUUGUGCUUCUUGUAGUGCAUAAACAGUAUGGUGUGUAGUCUCACUAUGCACAACACAGUCGUAUAACGCGUUUUAGAUUUACAGGCAGAGUUUCUCCUCCCUCCCCCUGCUCUGUGCUGUGGCAGUGAGUUGCUCCUCUUUUUUUUUUUUUCCUCCAUGUCCACGUGGCUUGAGGUAAAGAUUGUACCACCUCUCUUCAGUGUCACUUUUCAAAGCACAGGUGUGUAGAUGCAGGGUUGCUCAGUUAUUACUGUGGGGUCAAUGAAAAUGUUGCUUUUAAACUUGAUUCACGUCGUUGAUUUCUCGAGAUGAACAAAUAGAAAUAAUAAUAAUAAUAAUUUCUUACAUUGGCAGACUGAAAAUGCCAAAAACUAUUUUUGUAGAAGGGUGUGAACCAGUCAAAAGUAAUGGAUACUAGAGUGUUUUUGGAAAAAAAAAAAGUUUUUAAAGGUUAUGCAUUUUGGUUUAUUUGAAUUUUUGUCCCCUUUUUUAUUGGGUGAGAGAAAUUGAUGUUUCAUUUCAGUAAAAAAAAAUAUGCUGUCCGUUAACAGACUGAUACCUUUUUGAUCCUUUUUGAAUUGUGCCAUGAAAUACACAUAUAUAUAUUUGUCAAUUUAAAACUUAAUGUUGGAAGUAGAGUAAGACGUGGUUGUUGUAAAGAUGGUAAAGUACCAUUUGGUUUUGUUUGACUCAGUUACAGUAACAGUAUUAAUACCGUUAACCUUCACAGCCAUGUAUCUACAGUGUUUCUUGAUUUUCAGCCGCUCUUUGUAGCCAUCGUGUGGUCUAUAGAUUUACAUAUUUUCAGUCGUAUACUUUUUCACAACAAACUGCAAUUGUCCGUUGUCUUGACUCGCAGAUAUAUCUUUUGAAUUGGCAAACAUCCUAUGUUUAAUCCGUGGCCGAAUUCAGACAGGAUCAAAGAAUGAUUCGUCUCUCGAGAAGACUUCACCUCCCUGUUCACAUGCUCCAGUGUGAACACAAUCUUCCAGCAAACACAGCGUUUUCUUGAACGCAUCACACCUAUUUGUGAUCGCAAUUUUCAGGUAGCAACGUUUUUUUUUUGUUGUUUUUUCCAGUCAGACCAGUCUCGUCUUCAAAUGAAACCCAACUUGACCUGAAAAAUUUUGAAUCGUUUCGAUUUGCUGUCAGGAUGAAUCAGUCGUACUGUACUUUGCACACUUCUUGGCAAGUAAAACGUCCCAAGAAUCAAACUAGAGGUGAGAGCGGUGCUCCCGAUCAGAGGGCUAUCAAAAACAUGUGAGCGAGAAAGAUUAGAAGUGCCUUUAGUCAUUGUGACGAGCUCGUCGUCUCCUCGUUGUCGUUGGGGCGUUGCUCCACAAGAUGGUGCCACCGCCACCACACGUCGUGCCCCGUGGAUCACACACUUGCCAUUUAUCAAAAAACAAAAGGGUAGCUGGCAAACGAGCAUAAUUAUUGUGUGCAUCUGUGUGUGUGUGUGUGUGUGUGUGUGUGUGUUAGAGGAAAUCUGCGCAUGUUCUAGAUAAGAGUGACAGAUUUUAGCUGUUUCUCGUUGUUGUUGUUACAUUUACAGUUGUUACAUAUUCCUUCUUUCUACGGUGGAGGCUGUACAGUAGCUUGGUGCUCUCUCAAGCUAGCUUUCUUUGGUGGUGUUUUAUUAUUUUUUUUUUUUGGUAUGUUUUUUGACUACAACUCAGUUAAGAUAGAAAUGUGAACAAUACACACAUCCCAGACCAGUUGUUUGAAGCUAAAUUGAUAAGCUCCCAAGUUAAUGCAUGCAGCAUUUCUCAGUGUUUUUGUAUUAAGUUAGUUCCUUGGUGAUCGGGGGGGGGUCUGGUUGAGUCAUCCACCACUGCUGACACAUCCAUUAUCCAGUUUGUUGGACCAACACUUUUUUUUGUGACUGCACUUUUUUUUUUUCUCUCUCUCUCUCUGUUCCGCACACUCGAAGCAGUGUGUCGCCCAACAACAAUAAACUAACACACAGCGGUGACGCUCGGUUUGUCAAUAGUGUUCUUAGCUGGUAGUUUUUCAUACAGUAUAUCAGGAGUGAUUGAUACUUCCUUCGUGGUAUCCGAGUGUACAGUAUACAGUGUAUGCUUUUGUUGUUUUUGCAGUCGACGGCUGUCUUGUAAAUCUGAUGCUUUUGACUGAUUGCAAUGUUUUUUGUUUUUUUUUAAUUAUAAAGGUAGUUUUAAUUGAUGGGCUGUUUAAACUCGUAGUGCUUCUCAAACUGACUUUAAAGAGAGCUGCAGGUUCAUUACCCAGAUAAAUGACCCAAUCUGUCCAGAGUAACAGGAAGACUUUUUUGUUUUUUGACUUACUCCUGGUGAAAUUUACAAAAGCUGAUAGUAGUGUCAGCGGAUCUACUUCCUGUUUUUACCGUGGCUUUGUGUAUUAUCUUAUUCCGCUUAUCUCUUGUACUCUGGUGCUGGCACAGAUUUGAAGAACAAAUGUCUAAACCUCAGCAAGAAAGUGAAACUACCCGCAUGGUUACACACGGUUCCACAUAGAGUAAAUGCGAACUGUGUUGGGGGUUUUUUUUGGGGAAGAAAAAAAAAGUGUGCCAAUGGAGUGAAAAUAGUUUAUCUCAGAUUGGGUCACAAACCAAGUGGUUCUGCUUCCAUUUAAGCGAUUUGCUCAACUGUUUAGUUGCUUUGAGAGAAAAAAAAAAAACCUAAAGAGAUCUGAAUGGAUUCCUGCUUCACUUGUUAAGGUGAACGUUUUUUGCAGUGUAUUUUAAACACUCUCAUCAGCCAUAUAUGCCAUGUUACUCAGACGUUAAGGAAGCACGGCUUGUAGCAAAGAAACCCGGUCGCACAGUGAGACGGGCGUGAAAAGGGGCAGAAGAUGAAGACUUUAUUGCGCUUUGAAUUUAGGGUCGAAACCCUUGAACUCGAAGCUUUCAUCCUGCCCGUCCUUUAGAUAUGCAUCUUCUUCUUUUAGCGCGUGACAAAUUCAAGGAAUCCGAUAUUUUGUCACCGUUCUUUGGUACACUGUAAACGACACAUCUUGAGGCGGCCUCACGCGUGAAGCACACCUAUCACUGACGACGAAGAAACGCGUAUAUCUUGACGUCCGUUGCGGUCUGAGGCACGAGAGACGUACUAGAGAAUAAAUAUUUUCAGAUAUAUACUUAGAUAUCUAUAUUUUUGGAUGAUUUCGUUCUGAUUUGGGCCGCGUUUGAAACCAAUCAGAAGGAGGCUUUGAUGUGAACGCGACCUUUUUAGACUUGCUCCACGGCUGCUUUGCGCCCGAGCGGUUACUGAAAGCGUUUUUACUAAUCGGCCGCAGCGAGCGUCGCCGCCGUCGCCGACCCCCGUGGUCUCCGCUCGCGGGCGUACAUGUAAUGUACGCAGCGUGAUCACCGGGGGGCGUUCAGAGGACGGAGCGAGCUCGUGUACAUGUGUUAAUAUUUACAGAGCUGAGUCUAUAUGUUGAAUGCAGUCUUGGCUGCUUUUGCAUUUAUUAAAUAUUAGAGUUGUUUUGUUUUGUUUUGUUUUGUUUGUUUGUUUUCUUUGAACGUGAGAAUCUGUCUUGUCAUUUGAAAGGUUCCGUGUGUCUUCGUGAGUAGAGGCAGUGUUAAAAGUUGCACCACAAAAGAUACACUUGAUGCUGCCGCAGAGAUCGGACACUGAUGCUGUAACAGAGUGAACCAUCUUACCACUGUAUCUCAUUUUGGUACAUCUCUGUGGUCGCUGAAGGAGUUUUAUUUUUUGUUUUUGUUUUGUUCGUUUUACCUGGACUUAAAACUCAAAGACAGAAAAAAUAUAUAUUAAUAGAGGUGAAGGUACACAGUUUAACGGUUCAUGAUCACUCCUUUACGCAGAUCUUUGUACGUAUAACAAUGAUGGCAUUAGAAAGUGAUCUUUUAUGGUGCCUGAGUAUAUGUCUUUUUGUUUUUGUUUUUUUUGUUUAAUUUGGCUUUUUUAAAAAGCUGAUAGAUUUUGUCUGUCCAAGUGUUUAUUGUUUUUCUGUUUGUUUAUAUCUGUUAAUGAUAACCUUACAGAGCCUAUAAAGAAAAAAAUAAGCUAGCUUGAAACAUUUUUCCUCCAUACAGAAAAAAAAACAAAUACAAAUGUUUACAAUAUGUAAUUAACCAAAUAGUAAAUACGCGUAUGAGAAUCUAUCUGUCUGUCCCUCAAAGUGGCCGCGAUGGAUUGAUUUUAUAUUUCUUUAUUUCCUCUGUCGUUUUAAACUUGAAGAUGUUAUGACUGCUUGUUUUUCCUGUUUCAGUUUGUUCCUUUUUUUUUUUUUUUUUUUUUUACUUGUGAGAACAGUGCUCCCUCGAAUUUCAAAACAAUAACUCAACGAUAGAGCGGGUUCAUUUGUCCGUAACUCGUCCGGUACUCAUCGGCCUUCGUCACUCUAUUACCUGCUGACUACUUCAUCUUACACUGAGCCUUGUAUGUGCUGAAUCCUGACUUGAGACUUCCCUGUUGAAUCCUUUGCUGUUUAUAUUGUUAUGCACAGUAUGGUAGAUUCCACUAAGACUCUGCCUGGCGUUUCUCCAGUGAGGACUCGGCUCGAAGAAUUUAUCGGGGGGUGAUACCCCCGCGUGUUGUGAAUAACAGUAAAACAAAAAAAAAAAAAAAACACGCCACUUGGUGAACAUACUUGAGUACAGUUUGAGUACAUAAACAGAAAUUCAGGAAUAAUAUCAAGAGGCAUCCUAUUCUUGAUUUUGCACUACACAGCAAAUGAUAAUUACACAAAAAGCUGAAUCGAUCCGUUGGCGGACUAAGUUUAAGACCAAAUUUAGCCAAUAGGGUCUCAGCUUCCAUGUAAAAUAUGACGAAGUUAACGGCUGCACUUUCAUUUCCCCCCUUUUUGUUCUGUCUUUAUCCAGUCACGCCCACCGUCACUUCUCUGUCUGAAGGUUCGCCGUCUGCAAUCAGAUGCGCGCGUUGUAGUAUUUCUCGCUGGUGUACAGUAGUUCACAUUCACGGUCCGGCUCUCCGCGUUGGAGACGAGAUUGGCAGUGGUCCAUUUUCAGACUGCCCGGGCAACAUUGCAGAGCAGCAACAAAUUGGAAAAAAAAAACACACACACAUAAAAAAAAAAAAAUUUCCUCACAUUGUUUCAGCAAUCACAUGAAACACCCGUGACUCAACAAUGCUGUCCCACUAGUUGCCUUGAGUAUCACAGGCUUCAGCAACAGAUGUGUAACUAAUGAUUAUGCUUCACUAUGUUUUCUUUCAAAAUCGGUGAAUGGCAAUAGAUGGGGCAGUCAUACAAAGCUACUCUACACCAAAGUGCAAUUGAACGCAGAGGGAGCACUGUUGUUUCAGCCAGCGGAGACCUGCUGGUUGCAGCAUGCCCAACCCCGAUGCACGAAGAGAUGGUUGUUCUUUUGUGUUAUCCUCCCUCCGUUGGCCUGUCUUAACUCAGAUGCGACGUUUCUUUCUUUCUUUCUCUCUCAUGUACAGCUUGCUUCAGAGUUGUGUUUGUCCUCAGACAGGUACUCUUUGAUCUGUACGGUUCUUUCUUUAGGCUGAUGCAAUGAUUUUAAAAGACAAUAAAAGGUAUAUAAAAUGA